AUGCGUAUGUGCGUAGAUCACAUAGCAAAGAUACACUUUAGAUUAUUUUUCCGUUCUGCUAAUAUCAUGAAGAAUAGAUUACUAAAAACAGGUCAAGCACUACGGAUUAAAGAUUCACAUGUUACAAGUGCAAUAGGUUCACAGUUAACAGUACUUUAUAAUAGAGAAUUUCAAAUAUCACAAACUUUUAACUCAAACGAAAUAUUUAUUGGUCAAUGUUAA
This is a messenger RNA of Heterostelium album PN500, 222 nucleotides long. RefSeq lists its product as uncharacterized. Lineage: Eukaryota; Evosea; Eumycetozoa; Acytosteliales; Acytosteliaceae. The coding region runs from base 1 to 222 and encodes 73 amino acids. The record is from RefSeq and is a predicted model, not a curated record. The transcript is spliced from 2 exons.